Molecule: messenger RNA, 462 nt
Organism: Recurvomyces mirabilis
Lineage: Eukaryota; Fungi; Ascomycota; Dothideomycetes; Mycosphaerellales; Teratosphaeriaceae
Exons: 1
Coding region: 1-462 (153 amino acids)
Biological process (GO): double-strand break repair via homologous recombination; meiotic joint molecule formation; meiotic DNA recombinase assembly involved in reciprocal meiotic recombination
Cellular component (GO): Swi5-Sfr1 complex; Swi5-Swi2 complex
Source: RefSeq, a predicted model, not a curated record
AUGACGACACAGGGAGAGAAUGCUACUGCACCUUCACAGCCAACCUCAGACAGCAUCCCCCCAUCUUCAGAGGCACCAGCACCAAGUUCACCUUCACCUGUCAAGACCUCACAACCAGAGACCUCAACCCCAGCACCAACAAACCCCCGCCUGACAGCUCUAGCAACCAAGAAAGCCACUCUCGAACAAACCCUCGCCGACCUCCAAGCCCAACGCUCCGCAAUAGUCGCUCAAACCACACUCCCCUCAGGUCUAGCAAUGCCCGCAGACUGGAACGAAGAACAGCGGACCAAACAGGCUCUCAGUGGCGCGAACAGUAUCAUCAAGGAGCAUAUUGCUCUUCUGCACAAGUACAAUGAAAUGAAGGAUAUCGGGCAAGGACUCAUGGGUCUGAUUGCCGAGCAGAGGGGUGUGAGGGUCAGUGAGGUGAUGGAGGAUUUCGAUAUGGGGCGGAAGGAUUAA